GUGCCUGCAGAUUUGUGAGACGCUCAAGGCAAGGAUCUUGGGCCUGCGGCAAGAGAUGGACCAGGUGACCCAGCUGGCAAAGACCAAGGCUAGCCUGGAAGCAGACCUGAGGGCUACGCUCCAGAAGGCAGCGACUGCUAUGAGGAACGAACAGAAGCUGCUACUCCAGGAAAAUGAGCUCCUCUCCCAGCAACUGGUGGCGAAAGCGGGACUUCUGAGAGAGAUGGAGGAGCAGAUGACACAGCUAUCCCAGAAUAAAGAGACGGCGGAGCAGGAACGGGACACGAGUCGGCGGGAGCUGCAGGAGUUAUUGGAGUGCCGAGAGUUUAUAGAGCAAGAGAAUCAAGUCUGCCGUACCCACCUGCGGGAAGUGGAGGAGGAACUGAAGGCCAGCCGUUCGACUCUGUGGGAGCGCAACGCCCAACUGGAGGAUCUGAAAGAUGCCCACCAAACACUGCGGCAGGAACAGGAAGCUCUCUGCAGAGAGCUGGCUACCUGCAAAGCUGAGCUCCAGCACGUUCAAGGUACCGUGGAGAAGGUCCGCAAGGCCCUGCUGGAGCUUCGGAAGGUCCAGGCGCAGUUCUCGGGACUCGUGGACUCGCUGCAAGAGGAGGCAGCCGACAGCACCCAGGAGGGCAGAACGUGCACCCCUUCGCGGCAGGCACCGCAGUGCUUGGGGUCGUCCUUCGUAGACAGCGUCUUGCGUGCUGCAGCAGAGAGAGACCUGGAGACUCCCGGCAUUGGCAGCAAGGCCAGCGCGUUCACGAAAACCGCCGCAACUGCUCUGCCCAAGCCAGAAGAAGUCGAGCAGAGGCUUGCAGUCAGCAUCCAGGAACUGCAGGAUGCGGCUGACCAGAUUUGCCAUCUGACCACCCAGCAACAGAAGGCAGCGCAAGAGGAGGUCCGAAGCUUGAAAGCGGAAAUUUUGCAGCUGGAGCACCAACAAGAGGCUUUGGAGUCCCAGCUGAAGGCCGACCAAGACUCCCAUGCUGCUCACGUGGCAGAGCUGAGUAAGACCCUAUAUCUGCACAGGCAGAACGAGAAGGAGCUGCAAGAGGCUCUUUGCCUGCAGGAUGAGAAGCAGCAGCGGCUGAUUGACCAGCGCCGAGAAGUUAUGAACCUACGAGAAGAGGUGUCCCAGCAAGAGCAGGCUCUCCGCAAGGCCGAGACGGAGGUGGCAGUGCUCUGGGAAGAGCUGAGGGGUGCCCGAGUGUCUGACGUGGGCUGGGUCCAGGAGAAAAUCCAGCUAUCUCAGGAGGUGGGGAAACUGAGGGAGCUCCUCCUGGAGAAGGACAGUGAACAUUCACAACUCGUGCCUCUCCUCCAGGAGCAGCUGUACCAGGCCAGGCAGAGGCUGAAGAGAUCCAAACAAAUAGCAGAGGAGAUGCGGCAGGCAUUCACCAGGCUUGAUACAGAGGUGGCAGGUGUUUCUGAACUGUAUCACCUUUUGGACCUCCUGGAAUGAAGCUGGGCUGUUUGUAUUGUAAAUAAAUCUUUUUUUUUUGCAAGCA
This is a messenger RNA of Heteronotia binoei (common prickly gecko), 1511 nucleotides long. RefSeq names its product sperm associated antigen 5 (gene SPAG5). The coding region runs from base 56 to 1465 and encodes 469 amino acids. The transcript has 14 exons. The record is from RefSeq and is a predicted model, not a curated record. NCBI's taxonomy places the organism in Eukaryota, Metazoa, Chordata, Lepidosauria, Squamata, Gekkonidae. Gene Ontology annotation, biological process: cell division; regulation of attachment of spindle microtubules to kinetochore.